Molecule: messenger RNA, 459 nt
Organism: Anisakis simplex (herring worm)
Lineage: Eukaryota; Metazoa; Nematoda; Chromadorea; Rhabditida; Anisakidae
Source: the annotation of a GenBank genome assembly
AUGCCACUUGCGCCUAGUCGCGUUUCGAAAUUGCCACGAGAGGUGGAAUUGCCCCUACUAGAAAAUCGACAGUAUACGUGUUUGAGCACGACACCUGGUGAGCCGGCCGACUGUACACUUCGAUUCAAAGAUGGCGAUAAUGAACGAACAACAAUCAACGAUAGCGGCUGCUUUACGGAGAAUGAUGCAAAGAGCAACAAGCAGAUGGUUUACUGUCCGCUACAGUGUCCAAAAGCUGACUCUGCUUAUGUUUCGCUGAAACGACCAUCGAACAACAACAACUGCGUUUCGUUCUUCAGCUAUAAUGUGGUAAAACGGCAAAAUGACUGGUUCUUAUGGAGAUCUGGAAAGUGUCUUCAAGAAGAAAUUCAAUUCGAUAUCGGUUGUACAUUCCCAUUUAAAAAAUCCAUAUCGAAACGCAAAGCAAACGCUAAAUUCAACAGUCAGAAGAGUUCUUAA